CAACAACAACAACACAAGCAAAAAUGAAUUUAACUAACAAACAAAUUGCACAAGAAUCGAACCCAAGGCGGCAGCGGCUUGGACAUUGUUAUGAGCGGCGUCGGUGUUGGCGUCGGCGUCGGCGUUGGCGUUCCUUUGCCGCCUGGCCUUAAUAGCAACAACAACAGCAGCAACAUCAACAACAACAACAGCAGCAGCAACAGCAACAGCGGCGGCGGCGAUAAGACCUCCGUCAACGUGCCUGGCGGCAGCGACGAUCUGAACACUUUGGAAGCGGAAAUAUCGGAGCUGCAGCGUGAAAAUGCGCGCGUCGAAUCGCAAAUGAUGCGACUCAAGUCGGACAUCAACGCAAUGGAGUCGCAGCUGAGCACCAGCGAUCGGCAAACUAACAUUCUCAGCAACAGUAACAGCAAUCUGAACAACUACUACGAAAGCUUGCGCAACAAUGUCAUCACACUGCUGGAGCAUGUGCGUCUGCCCCCGCCGCCGCCACCGCCAUCGUCGUCAUAUCCGCACGAGCAUUUCGACUCGUACAUCUCGAAGCUGCAGUCGCUCUGCGUGCCGCCCGACGUCUACGCUCUGCCCGAUGACGGCGGACGACCCGUCUACAACUCGGUCAAGCCGAACAUGCACCAGGACUACGGCAAGCUGAUGCCCACGCCCAUCUAAGGCGCUCCAGGGUUGCGUGCGUGUGUACAUAAUACCAUAAACAAGG
Molecule: messenger RNA, 715 nt
Organism: Drosophila hydei
Lineage: Eukaryota; Metazoa; Arthropoda; Insecta; Diptera; Drosophilidae
Product: probable serine/threonine-protein kinase fhkE
Exons: 5
Coding region: 91-669 (192 amino acids)
Biological process (GO): regulation of transcription by RNA polymerase II
Cellular component (GO): nucleus
Molecular function (GO): DNA-binding transcription factor activity, RNA polymerase II-specific; RNA polymerase II cis-regulatory region sequence-specific DNA binding
Source: RefSeq, a predicted model, not a curated record